Closterium sp. NIES-65 is the source of this 1410-nucleotide messenger RNA. Lineage: Eukaryota; Viridiplantae; Streptophyta; Zygnematophyceae; Desmidiales; Closteriaceae. The record is from the annotation of a GenBank genome assembly.
AUGUGGAUCUUAAGGGUGAAGCGGCCGCCGGGCUCUCCGCCUGUCUUCAAGGCGCGUUACAUGGCUCGAGACUACAGUCAACGGCAGGGAGUUGACUACUUUCAGACCUUCUCUUCCACCCCGAAGAUGACCACUCUUCGGGUGCUGCUGCACAUAGCCGCUCAGUGCGACUACGAGCUUCACUCUCAUGACUUCAGCACAGCUUUCCUGCAGGGCAGCCUGCACGAGGAGAUCUGGCUGCGCCGCCCUCCUGGCUUCACUGGGUCGUUUCCUCGUGGCACCCACUGGAGCCUCCGGCGGCCAGUCUACGGUCUCCGCCGGCCGCGCCGUGAGUUGCACGACACACUGAGGACUACACUUGCGGCUCUUGGGUUUGCUCCUUCUACAGCUGACCCGUCGCUGUUUCUACGCACCGACACCUCUUUGCCGCCGUUCUACAUCCUCGUGUACGUCGACGACCUGGUCUUUGCCACUACUGACACUGCUGGACUCCCCCACGUGAAGUCUGCGCUGCAGAAGAGACACACGUGCACAGACCUGGGUGAACUGCGCAGCUACUUUGGCAUGCGGAUCACCCGGGACAGAGCACAGCGCACCAUUACUCUGACUCAGUCACACAUGGUACAGCAGGUCCUUCAGCGCUUCGGCUUCACGUACUCCUCGCCUCAGGCCACUCCUCUGUCUACUUGCCACUCGCUCUCAGCUCUACCUUCAGAUGAGUCCGUAGAGUCGAGUGGCCCGUACCCAGAGCUUGUUGGCUGCCUCAUGUACCUGAUGACCUGCACUCGACCUGACCUUGCAUACCGUCUUAGCAUCUUGGCACGCUAUGUUGCUCCUGGGAGACACCGACCAGAGCACAUGGCUGCAGCGAAGAGGGUGUUGCGCUACUUGUGCAGUACGUCGGGCAUGGGGCUAGUGCUUGGAGGGCGACGUCGAGUAGUCCUCAGAGGUCACGCUGACGCUUCUUGGGCUGACGACCAGGCUACGCAGCGGUCGUCACAGGGUUACACCUUCAGCCUUGGCUCCGGCUCUGUUUUGUGGUGGUCUACCCGCUCGUCCUCUGUUCUCGGCUCCAGCUGUGAGGCUGAGAUCUACGCAGGGGCCAUGGCUGCACAGGAGCUACGCUGGCUCACCUACCUGCUGACUGACCUUGGAGAGCCGCCUCGUUCUUCUCCAGUUCUGUACGUAGACAACAAGGCCAAGCUGGCCUUGUGUCGGGAGCACAUACUGGAGCACAGAACGAAGCACAUUGCUCUCCGCUACUUCCUGUCUCGUGAGCUGCAGCAGCGUGGUCAGCUCCGCCUCACCUACGUGGCCUCUGAGGCCAACACUGCUGAUAUCUUCACCAAGGCCCUUCCGCCUUGUGAUCAUCAACGCUUCUGUACUGUGCUAGCCUUGUGGGACGCCUAG